Molecule: messenger RNA, 2042 nt
Organism: Cucurbita maxima (winter squash)
Lineage: Eukaryota; Viridiplantae; Streptophyta; Magnoliopsida; Cucurbitales; Cucurbitaceae
Product: WRKY transcription factor 1-like
Exons: 7
Coding region: 390-1664 (424 amino acids)
Biological process (GO): regulation of DNA-templated transcription
Molecular function (GO): sequence-specific DNA binding; DNA-binding transcription factor activity
Source: RefSeq, a predicted model, not a curated record
GAAUUUUGGAAGCGGAAGCUUGUGCGUUACCAAACAACGGCCAUAGAAUAUGCUCUUAGCUGUUACCAACUUUGCCGGGAACUUCAUCGGACGCCUCUCAGCCGGAGCUCCAAUCACUGCUUCUCAACUCUCUCAAUCGCCUGCACGAAUUCCGAGGCUGGAUUCUUAAUUGACGGUCGUGGCUAUUUUCUGGCGGAAUUCUGUCCUUCCAAGUCAAAUUACUACACCUGUGUGCUUUUCUAGGGCUUGAAACUUCGAGGCUUCGUCUGAGGUGGAGGUUUCAGUAUCCAGCUGGAUGUUGCGUGGCAUUCAGUUCCUGGAUCAAUCAAAGUGUGAAGAAUAAGAGUUGUUUAGAGCUCUGUGGCUUAUGAUCUAAGCUCACUGUGCAUAUGGUUUCUUCAGGGGACCAAAUAGAGACUAAAGUUGAUUCUGAUAGAUUGGAGCAUGAACAAAGUUCAUUUAGCCAAUCGCAAGCGUCUCAGGAGGAUCCUGGUGGAACUAAUGCAUCAAAUUCUGAUCACAAAAGCACUGCGGCUUCCAGGGAGACACUUGAAGAGGCUGUUAAGCAGCCUGACGUUACAAUCCCACUAGUGGAUCGAGAUAUCUCUAAUGUAGUGUCUGAGAAAGUGACCCAGAACCCAAUUCAUGCGGAUCAGGACUCGCAUCCUGACUUGAAAGUAAGUAUCACCUCUACAAUACGAGAGAAAGUGUCAGAGGAUGGAUAUAACUGGCGAAAAUAUGGUCAGAAACUAGUAAAAGGAAAUGUCUUUGUUAGAAGCUAUUACAGAUGCACGCAUCCAACUUGCAUGGUGAAAAAACAACUGGAGCGCACUCAUGAUGGGAAAAUUACAGAUAUUAUUUACUUUGGCCCGCACGAUCACCCUAGACCUCAACCUCACAUUCCUGUUGCUGUUGGAGUUGUUAACAUGGUUGAAGAAAAACUAGAUGAUCAUGCUUCCAGAAGUUCACAAGAUAAGACCUCCACUGCACUUGGCCAGACACCUCGUAAAACUGAGCCGGGUGAUGCGCUUCAACUGUCAAUAGACAUGGCCAAUGAUAAGGAAAAAGAUGAAGGUUCGAAAAGGUCUAGGAUCAAUGAUGAGGUGGACAGUGAUGAUACACGAGACUUGAAACGAGAGAAGAAAAUAUGUAAUAUUGACGUGACAGUAGCAGACAAGUCAACGGUUGAAUCUCGUGUUGUUGUUCAAACACCCAGUGAGGUUGACAUUGUUAACGAUGGAUACCGCUGGCGGAAGUACGGACAGAAACUAGUGAAAGGCAAUCCAAAUCCUAGGAGUUACUACAGAUGCUCAAGUCCUGGAUGUCCAGUUAAGAAACAUGUAGAGAGGGCAUCUCAUGAUCCAAAAGUGGUUCUUACCACGUAUGAGGGUCAUCAUGACCAUGAUAUGCCUCCUGCAAGGACUGUGACGUUGAACUCAGCUGGGUCCACAGCAGCCCACAGUGAUGAGAUGAAAACAAAAAUGGUCGGUAGUUCUAUUGGCCAGGAUACGGUGGUUCAUGCUAAUAAGGAUCCUCAAAGCAAUUCAAGUUCUGAAGGAAAAUUAAUUGAAACGAAUGGCAAGUCGAAUGCCACAGAAGCAAGUGAUAGAAUUGUCCUCGACAUGGUGGUAUACCAGGCAAGGAGUUUCGAGUGCUCAAAAUAAGCAGCUGUAAGUAGCAGUUGAAAGCUAAGAUAGCAUAUCUUAUCCUGGUUCGAAUUUGUAUCAGAUUAAUCAAGACACCUAAUAACAACCUCAAAUCAAGGUAUAGCACUACAGUUGGAUUAACUAGUUUGUAUAAAUUAAUUAAACUGGUAAAAUAAAAUCAAACGUGUAGAUUUUCAUAGAACUUAAUAAAAAGAUAGCUGCUAAAAGUUAGCUCAUUAAUACCAUGAUCCUUAGGGCCAUGGAUUUCCUCUCUGGUCUGUUAUUUUCAACCCGAUUGAUGUAAUUUAUGUGAUGGUUCUUGAUAUUCUAUAGGUUCCCAUUACUGCUGUUUGAUCACAAAUGUUAUAAAUUAUCAACCAAGAAUUUUCACGUUCA